This is a messenger RNA of Scheffersomyces coipomensis, 2193 nucleotides long. Its product is annotated as ATP-dependent 5'-3' DNA helicase. Lineage: Eukaryota; Fungi; Ascomycota; Pichiomycetes; Serinales; Debaryomycetaceae. Bases 1 to 2193 code for a protein of 730 amino acids. Gene Ontology annotation, molecular function: ATP hydrolysis activity; 5'-3' DNA helicase activity; RNA binding. The transcript has a single exon. The record is from RefSeq and is a predicted model, not a curated record.
AUGUCAAAUUUAAAUCAAGCCGAUUUGGUCGAAUCCUUUAUAAAUGCCGUCAACAUAGAGCAAAAAUCAGAUAUUUUAUUAACUAAUGAAUACUUAGAUUCAUACUCUCCAAAGAAAUUGGCACAAUCAGGCUUAGCAAUAAUCAAUUUAAUCAUAAACAACAUUAAGCUUGGAUUAGGUGGUAAGACUUUAAUUGAAUUAGUCAUCGAUCCAGCUAUCAAAGGUGACUCAAAAGAUGAAUUAUCAGUGGGUAGUUUAAGAGUAGGCGAUAUUGUCAAGCUUGAUAAACAAGCUAAAUCUACUGCUUCAAAAGAUAAAGUUAAAGAGAAAGCUAAAGAAGAUGAAUCAUUAGAAGGGGUUAUAAUUCGUCAAAAUUCCUAUUCGAUUACAAUCUCAAUUGACGAUGAUUCAACCGAUGAUAAAGUACUAUCAUUAUACAACAACACAUCCAAUGAUAAUACCAGAAUGUGGUUAGUGAAAUUAUCCAAUUCAGUAACUUACAAAAGAAUGUUAUCGACUUUGAGAAAAUUGGGUGAACUCAAAGAUCAUCAGAAAUCAUAUUUAAUAAGAUUAUUAUUGGGAGAAGCUGAAUUUAGUUCAAACUCAUCAUCAUCCAAGAUUUCUGAAUUCUUCAACCCUACAUUAAACGAUUCCCAAAAGGAAGCAGUUAAGUUUGCUGUUGAUGAAUCUCCUAUAACUAUUAUUCAUGGUCCACCAGGUACUGGAAAGACAUCCGUAAUUUUAGAAAUCAUCAAGCAAUUAACUUUUGUUAAGGGUGAAAGAAUAUUAGUGUGUGGUCCUUCAAAUAUUUCUGUUGAUACAAUUUUGGAACGUUUAUCGUCUCAAUUCGGAGGUAAUGGUGUUGGGGGUGCCGUUAAAAGCCCUGAUAAAUUGAUUAGAUUGGGACAUCCUGCAAGAUUACUUGAGACUAAUUUACGACAUUCAUUGGAUAUACUUUCAAAGACUAAUUAUAGUGGUUCUAAUAAUAAUAAGGAUAUUUUGAAAGAUAUUGAAAAAGACAUCAAUGAUACUCUAAAGAAAAUUAAAAAGUGUAAGAGAUAUAGUGAAAGAAGAGUCUUAUAUUCAGAAUUAAAACAAUUCAAAAAGGAAUUAAGAGUUAGAGAAAAGAAAAUUGUUCAGGAUUUAUUGAUUAAUGCUAAUGUUAUUUUAAGUACCUUACAUGGUGCAGGUUCAUAUGAGUUAACGAACUUAUAUAAAGAAGAGUUUAGUGAUGGAAAGCCUUUCUUCGACACCAUAAUAAUUGAUGAAGUUUCACAAUCAUUAGAGCCUCAAUGUUGGAUACCAAUCAUAAAUCACAUUGGAUUUAAACGAUUGGUCAUCGCUGGAGAUAAUUUACAGUUGCCCCCUACAUUAAAAUCAAAAGAUGAAAUUGAACGAUUACUUGGAAAUCUUUCGAUUAACAAAGUUGCAAAUCUUGAAUUCACGUUGUUUGACAGAUUAGUCAAAAAACUAGAGGGGAAUAAGUUUAAAAAGUUAUUAGAUACACAAUAUAGAAUGAAUCAAUUAAUUAUGAAAUUCCCUUCCCACGAGUUAUACCAAGAUAAAUUAAAGGCAUUUAAAGCAGUGGAAAAUAUUUCCUUACUUGAUGUCAAAGGAGUAACUGAAACUGAUGAAACGAAGCCGAUCUGCAUUUGGUAUGAUACUCAAGGUGGAGAUUUUCCAGAAAAGUCCAGCGAUGAGGAUACUAUAAUAGGGGAUAGCACAGGAUCAAAAUAUAAUGAAAUGGAAUCAUUAGUUGUAAUUCAGCAUGUUAAGAAAUUAUUAGCAUGUGGCGUAUCACCGAAUUAUAUUGGAAUAAUAUCUCCCUAUAGUGCUCAAGUUUCAUUACUUAAAAAGAGUUUUCAAAAAGAACAAGAUGAUUCUAGAUUCGCUUAUAAUGAAAUCGAGAUUUCAACUGUUGAUGGAUUUCAAGGUCGUGAAAAAGAAAUAAUAAUCAUAAGUUUAGUGAGAUCGAAUGAUGCAAGAGAAGUUGGAUUCCUUAAAGAUAAGAGGCGGUUAAAUGUUGCAAUGACAAGGCCUAAAAGGCAACUAUGUGUCGUUGGGGAUUUAGAACUUAUGUCUCAAUGCGGUAUCAAGUAUUUACAUAAUUGGGCACAAUUUGUUGAAAAUGCAAAGGACAGCAAUGAUGACAGUGUUUAUGAGAUCAUUUAUCCCGACUUAGGAGAUUAUUAA